UCACAUAUAAACCCUGCUUCGACACCCAUAAACCCUAGGAAGUGGAGAAAACAAAGGAGACGAUAAGACUAUACCAUGGAAGCUUCAGACAGGUGCGAAUCAUGGAGGGCACCAUAUCCAGUUAGCCAUCAACAUCAUCACCAUGACCACCAUCUGAUGAUCCUCUGUCCCCACCACCACCAUCACCACCGUACAAUCCUCUGCCCUCUCCAUCACCACCACCACCUCAUUACUUGUCAUUCUCACGUAAGCCCUGCUUUGGCUCCUCUUCCUUUGCAGAACUACUUGAAUUCGUGGUCGAAAACUGUUCAAAACGAAGCCCACAACUCUGGUACCCUGGUGUUGCAAGAGCAAGAGUGUGAAGGGCUAGAAGAGGGAGAGGUAGAGGAAGAGGAUGAGGAGCCAAUUUUUGUUCUAACUGAUGAAUGGAGGGAGUUUUUUGCAAAAUCCGAAGCAAAGAGAAAAUUAGUGCAGAGAAGAAGCAGGAUAAGAAGAAACAGAAAAAACUAAAUUAGAAAAUUCUUGCCAUCUCUGGCCAACAUGAGGCUGAUCCAAGAUUCUAGCUCUAGAGGUUAAGCCAUCUGAUUUAUUGAAUUUCAGAUGUUGAAUGGAAAAUACUCUUGAUUGAUGCAUUUUAUGAAGAGAUCAUAAAAUUUAUUUUUGCAGAUA
This is a messenger RNA of Theobroma cacao (cacao), 669 nucleotides long. RefSeq lists its product as uncharacterized. The record is from RefSeq and is a predicted model, not a curated record. NCBI's taxonomy places the organism in Eukaryota, Viridiplantae, Streptophyta, Magnoliopsida, Malvales, Malvaceae.